AUGGCGUCGGUGAGAAAAGCUUUGAGUCGAUCCAAAGCACGUGCGGCGACGCUGCAUUUGACCGUGCGGGAAGCGAGCAUCGUGUUGGCGAUAUAUUUGUUGUCGCGGUACAAUCUCAAUGCUGUGGCAUUGUAUGUGGCUUCAAGAAAUGCGGUCCGGCAGCAACCGAGCCACAGUGCAGCAGAGGUGCGUGAGUUGACAGAAAGCCUGUACUUAGAAACUUCCAUCGACGAACUGAUUGCUUUGGAGUGUGGGGAACCUGGAAGACACGCGCGUGUCCGACACGCAGCAGUGUCGUUUUUGGCGGAACUGCGAACAGUUGAAUGGUUGGAGUCUCAAAACAUGCUCGGCGCCGCCCCUAGCUCGGCUGCCAUGGCCAGCAAGUAUCUGAUGUUUUGCGAAGCUUUUCAUGACUCCCGGUGGGACGGUGCGCUGGCGAGGGCGGUCCACAACAAUUCGCUGAAUCACAGCGCUGGGCGGUACUUGCGCAAGUGGUCUGCAGACUUCCGCGAACGCUGGAAUGUUGCUUUUCGAGUGCUUUCGGUGAAGCCUCCUGCACCUUGCGCAGAGCUUGCGGCGAAGGUAAAAACUCUGUGGCAGUGGGUGUUCUGGCUACGCCACUGCUGUAUCGGCGUUGGCAAGAUUCCAAUCUUGCUGAACUUGGAUGAAACCUACAUCCCCUGGAGCCCUGGCUCACUUGCUGGCAAUGUUCUUCGCAAGACCAGAGUGACGGGCGCGAAGCGUCGCAGGGGAGGCUUUACUUAUACGCCCAUCAUCUGCACGAAUGAAGCUUUGCAGCCCUUGUUGCCCCGUUUCCUUGUGGCCAAGCGUUCUGUUCUCAGCGCUCGAGCAGUGCGGACUGUUUCUGCUCAGAAGCCGGACAACCUACAUAUUUGGCGUGAGGCAAGCGCGUGGUCAACGGUUCGGGUGAUGAAACGUGUACUCGAGGAACCGUCACAUGUAAUGGCUGCUUUCCCGGCCUUCCAAGCAAUCUUGCUUCUGGAUUGUCAUGCUUCCCACAUUCACCCCGACACGGUGCGCGCCGCGAACAACAGCAACAUCUGGAUGGCUGUCAUUCCAGCAGGCCUAACUGGGCUGAUUCAGCCUUUGGACACACUGGCCUUUUCGGCUUUCAAGUUCCAUCUCAAACAGCAAUUUCAGAUGGGUCUGGGAGAGAGCGAGACACUGCCAGAGGAUUUUUUACGCCGAGUCUUUGCUUUGAGCCAGACCUUUUUCAAUGGAAGGAAAUGGAAGGCAGGUUUUGCGUCUUUGGGGUUGGAGCCGGAGGCCCCUGUUCGCUUAUCGCGUGAUCUUCGACCAUAUCAAGAAGCCCUCGCGCUG
Messenger RNA from Symbiodinium sp. CCMP2592, 1341 nucleotides. The record is from the annotation of a GenBank genome assembly. Lineage: Eukaryota; Dinophyceae; Suessiales; Symbiodiniaceae.